Molecule: messenger RNA, 3024 nt
Organism: Chilo suppressalis (striped riceborer)
Lineage: Eukaryota; Metazoa; Arthropoda; Insecta; Lepidoptera; Crambidae
Source: the annotation of a GenBank genome assembly
GUCAUGUCAACUCAAUUCCCAUUUCGCAAUUGUCAUUAAUUUUUCGGUCUUGUUCGGGGUUUUAGGGUUUUUCAUUUUAGUUUCGUUAAACUACCAAAAUCCAACAGGCAACAAGUGACUUCUUAUCUUUUUCUAUUCUAUCAUUCAUUCUUUUUUUUUCAUUAAUUCAUUGUGUUUUGUAUAUCUCUUACUUUAUUGUGGUGUUCCGUGUUUUCAUGUUCGCUAGCCGGCGAUUCAGUUCAGUAGUAUCAGGACAUCUAAGCAACAAACAGGUAGAUAAAAUUUUGUACUUGGAGAACAGAGUGUUGUGUCUGUUAUGAACAAAAUGUCUCAGCUUGAAAGCAUUGUGAAUGCAUAUAAAACUUUGUCAAAAAUACCUACAGUGUUAGGUGGCAAGUUGAUUAGGAAUGGUAGCAAGAUCAGCUCACGCUGGUCAGUGAGGAACUUGGACAAGGGCAAGAGCAGCAGGUUUCUUUACAACUAUGUACUGAACGAUAGCUUCAAUGUCAUCGCAGAGAGUGAAUUUGGAAUUGAUAUUAGUAAUGAAUUACUGUCGUCCAUCUCUCCUCAAGAGACAUUCAAGGCAGUCAUUCGUGAAGAAAAGGAUAGUAAGGAUGCUAAAAAGCAGUAUUUAGAGGUUUGGAAGAAAAAUAAUUUGGUGCACAGUAUCGACCUUACUGCUCUUGACAUACAUGGUGAUGUCUACGCUGAUGCGGAGUUUGGUAGUUUGCAUUGGUCCCGAGAUGAAAGUUCAAUAGUUUACGUAGCUGAAAGAAAAUUACCUAAAUUCGAGUCUUACGUCAAGAGGAAGGGAGAAGACAAACCUAAAAUGAAUGGGAGUGGGGAGGCACUUCCUAAAAAGGGCGAGGAGUACCUAUACCGCCAGGAUUGGGGUGAGCAAUUGGUGGGCAAGUAUCUAUCUGUUAUCGUGGUAUGCAAGCUGCAGACAGAGACGUGUAUGGUACUUGAAGGUUUGCCCGAAGCCUGGUGUCCGGGACAGGUUCGGUUCUCAGCGGACGGCCAGAGCGUGGUAGGCGUUGCGUGGGACACGGAACCGAGGAGGCUUGGCUUAAUGUUCUGCACCAACCGACCCAGCUAUAUAUUCAAUCUCACACUCGACGGGCAUAUGAGAAAAAUCUCUAACGACGGUAUGGCGGUUCGUUCGCCCCGGUUCUCUCCCAACGGAGACUUGUUCUGGCUGCAGAGGACAGUGGGCGGCCCACACCACGCCUGCCAUCAACUAGUCAUGCUCGGGAACGGAAAGACCAAAACAACGACUGUCAUAGACAUAGUGCAGGAUGAACUUAAAAUAGCGGGCGGGGACAGUUUCUAUGGCGUUUAUUGCGCCGCGUUGCCGGAACGUUGCUUCUGCGCGGACGGCAAGCGGCUGCUGCUUUCCACACCGCAGAAGAACGAGAUCCGCAGCUAUAUAGUGGAUGUCGAUGGCGGCCGCAUAGUGGAUAUAUCGAACAAGGAGAUGCCCUGUUCUACCACAGUGCUGGAUAUAAAGUCUGACGUCAUACUCGCCGCUUGCUCCAAUUUGACCACUCCUGCGCAGUUAUACGUCGCACGCUUGCCAUCCGCGGGCAACGAAUCUUCCAUCAAAUGGGUGGCCGUCAGUUCUCUCUGUCCCAUUCCCGCCGCUGUACAGAGUAGCCGCGUGCAAUAUAUGCAUCUCGCUCACCCACCACAUGACGCGGAUGUCAAUAGUUUCUCCGCUAUUCUGAUGCUGCCCAAAGUGGAGGGCAAAGCUCCCCUGGUAGUUUGGCCCCACGGAGGCCCCCACUCCGGGUUUGUCAAUGCAUUCUCUAUGGAAGCCGCGCUAUUCGCUAUGUUGGGACUCGCAUCACUUCAAGUCAACUAUAGAGGCUCGACGGGCACCGGCCAAGCAUCCGUCUCUUUCUUACCCAAGCGAGUCGGUGAAGCGGACGUACAAGACUGUAAAUAUGCCACAGAAGAGGCCUUAAACAAAUUCCCAUUGGACGAAAAGAGGGUAGCUUUAACCGGUGGCUCGCAUGGAGGAUUUCUAGUCACACACCUUAGUGGACAAUUCCCGGAUCUGUACAAAGCUGUGGUGACGAGGAACCCGGUCACAGAUGUCGCUAGUAUGUUCAACUCGACGGAUAUCGCUGAUUGGUGUGCAGUAGAAGCAGGCUUUGAAUUCACAGAGAAAGGAGCCGUAUCAGAAGAUCAGCUCUUAGCAAUGAGGCGUUGUUCCCCGUUAGCUCACGUGCACAAUGUACGCGCUCCAACGUGUCUAAUGUUAGGUAGCGGGGAUAAACGUGUGCCAUUAUUCCAAGGAUUGGAGUAUGCUAGAAGACUGAAGGCUAAUGGAGUUCUUACUAGGUGAGACUCUUAUUAUCAGGUUGUAAGGUGUUGUUCUCUCUCCUUGGCAUUGAGAAGGCAGGUGUGCUGUAGAAGCAGGCUUCGAAUUCACAGAGAAAGGAGCCGUAUCAGAAGAUCAGCUCUUAGCAAUGAGGCGUUGUUCCCCGUUAGCUCACGUGCACAAUGUACGCGCUCCAACGUGUCUAAUGUUAGGCAGCGGCGAUAAACGUGUGCCAUUAUUCCAAGGAUUGGAGUAUGCUAGAAGACUGAAGGCUAAUGGAGUUCCUACUAGAAUAUACAUGUACGACGACAAUCAUUCGUUGUCGUCUCUUCCCGCCGAAACGGACAACCUUAUCAACGGCGCCAACUGGAUUCUGGACCACUUGCAAUCUUGAUAACAACUUACAAACAUUAUGCCAAAAUAUUAUAUUACAUAAAUAUGUGUUCAUUUGCUUAGAUAAAAAUAUUAUAUCAACAUGAAUUUUUUCAGAUAUUUUUUUACUAUUUUUAUAAUAACAAUAAUAGCUUUUUUCCAAUAUUGGUUAUAUACGCAGAUUACGUGAUACAACGAGAGCAAUAACCUAUAAAUCUUUAAAGUACUUAUCAGCCAAAUAUAAUAAGAAUUAUAUAUGUUUGUGUGAUUCCUAUAUGAAAUAAAUGUUAUUUUUGUAUGUAAAAAUAAAGCUUUGUUAUUAAAAC